Messenger RNA from Paramecium sonneborni, 9843 nucleotides. Lineage: Eukaryota; Ciliophora; Oligohymenophorea; Peniculida; Parameciidae. The record is from the annotation of a GenBank genome assembly.
AUGAAUUUAUGGUUAAUCAGAUUGUUAAUCCUUUCAGCUGUUCUAGGAUGGAAAGAUUAUUAUCAAGAUUUUCGAUAGAUUUUUCUAUCAGGAGACAAUUUAUGUCCUGGUUUGCAUGUACACAUGCCUGGUUUACAUCCACAUCAAUGUGUUUGUAAAUAUUACUUAUAUUUAUUAGCUUACUCUUAAAUAUGUGAAGGAGUAACACAAGUAGAAGCUAGAUUAGAUGAGAAUAAUUUUUAACAUUUAUGUCAUCCAAGAUUCAACACAUACAAAAUGAAAAAGGACAAUAUAACAGUAAUUUGUGAUGGAAAUGAUCUGUAUUUGUUGAUUAGACUAAGUGAGGAUGGACUUUUUCAUUAUAGUUGCGCUUGUAUUUCUAGUAAAUAAUUAUAAUAGAAAAUGAAGGGGAAAAUAGAUGUUUAAUCUAUUUUAUAACAAUGUCUCCUUUAAAUGGGUAUUGUUAAUUUUGUAAGCCUCCUUUUUAUGGAUUCAAUUGUCAUAAAAUAUAAGAAGGGUAUGAUGAAGCAAAAAGUCUUCCUUCACCUUAUUGUAAUAAAAGCUAAUUUAAUAAUAGAUUGUGGUUAUCCUACUUGUGCAGAAUGCGAAUUUAAAGGAAAAUGUACAAAAUGCAUUCCUAGAUUUAUAAAUCCAAUAAAUUAGAGCUAGCCUCAGAAUUGUUAAAUUUUUUGUGGAAGUAAACAUCUCUAAUGUGAAUAAUUAAUUAAUGGAACAGUCUAAUUUACUGAUACUUGUCUCUCUGAUUACUUUCCUACGACUGAAUUUGGAUGUUGGCGUAUUUAUUUUAAAAUUAUAAUUUAUAGCGUUAUGUAAUGGUUGUGCCAGUGGGUACAUGUUUAAAACUCUAGAUAAAAGAUAUUUUUUUGCCAGUGAUCUCUGUGAAGUUGGUUAUAUCAAUCUCGUUAGAUGGGCUAAUUAUUAGUUAAAAUGGUGUUAUACCCAUGAAGGAUGUUUAACGUUUUACACUUACAAUAUUAAUUAUAUAAAUUCUACAGGUGAAGUUAUUUAUAAAGUAUUAUUGUUUAUAUUGUAAUUAGAAAAGUUGUGUUUAAUGCGAUCUUGGAUAUUAUUUUAGCGUAGAUGCUUGCAUAAGUAAUUAAUCAAUAAGAAAUUUAUAGGAGUUUCUUUCAGUUAUUCGAAUUGUUUUUAUAUGAAUUAAUUUGAUAAUAACAAAUGUAUCGCUUGUAAACCAUUGAAUGCUCUAAACAAAGAUGGUUCUUGUUAACCUAUUACAUGCAAUAAAAACUGCCAAACAUGUUUGGAUACUAAUCCUAAUUUUUGUACAACUUGUAAUUUGUCUGAAAAUCGUAAGCUUGAUGUUAUUUAUGGUACUUGCUUUUGCUUAUCCCCAUAUGGCAUUUAUAUUGACAUUUGUAAACCAUGCAAAGAGGGUUAUUGCAAUGAAUGUGAACCAUUUGAUUUUUCUUAAUGUACUUCUUGUAAGCCAGAAUCAAAUAGAAUUUUAUUCGAUAAAAAAUGUUUUUGCUAGCCUGGUUCAUAUGAUCCUGGAAAUCAAGAUUAAGUUUGCCUUUGUAUAAUAAAUGAUUCAUAUUUUAAGUUUGCGACUAAUCUUGUCUAACUUGUUCAGGUCCCUCAAAUUUAUAAUGUACUCAAUGCUUAGAUGAAAGUAUAUCGAACAGAAUUUUUUUUGAUAAUUCUUGUCUAUGUAAGUUAGGAUAUGCAGAUUAUAAAAUAAAAGAAUCUAAAUGUGGCAGUAUUUAUGAAAAUUAAUUCAGAAUGUCAUCCAAGAUGUCGAACCUGUUUUUAAGCUGCUGAUGAAACUACUAAUUAAAAUUGUCUAACUUGUUUUCCUGGAGAAAAUCGUAUAAUCUCAGAUAAUUUUAAUUGAGAAUGCCAAGAUAACUAUGGUGAAGGAAAUGAUGCUUCCAACAUUUGUUUACGUAAUUUCACACCUUAAACAUAGCUUGUCAUUAUACAUGUGGAAGGUGUUUUAAUUCUGAACACACAGGUUGCAUAUUUUGUUUAGAUAGCUCAAACAGAUAUUUAUAAACUUCAGGAGAAUGUCUAUGUAAACCUUCAUAUUAUGAUGACCAAACAAAUAAUAUUUAAUGCGAAAGUAAUAUAUACUUAUUAUAUAAUUAAUAGCAUGCCAUUAUUCUUGUAAAGAGUGUAUAGACAGUCCUGAAAAAGAUGCAUGCAUAAAAUGCCCUGAAUCUAGAGUAUCUAGUGAUCCAUCAGCUGGUUAAUUUUAAUGUAUUUGUGAAUCUUCACAUAAUUUUGAUGAUGGAUUUUAAAUUCUUUGUCAAUAAUGUCAUUAUUCUUGUUUAACUUGCAAUGGCCCAUUUUCAUCUAAUUGUCUCACAUGUGAUACAACUUAUAGAUAGCUAGAUUAUUCAACAUGCAUAUGUCCAAAUGGUUACUAUGAUAAUGGAUAAUUAAAAUGUGCAAGUUAAUUUAUUCAUUAAUAUUUAGAUUGUCAUUAUUCUUGUUAGAGAUGUUUCGACAAUACUGAAUAUGCUUGUAUUAUGUGUUCAUUUGAACUUUAAUUUAGAGUGCCUAAAGGCAAUAUGUGCAAAUGCGCUGAUGGAUAUUAUGAAGAAGCUGGUAUAGCUUAGUGUUAAAGUAAUUAUUAUAUUUAUUAUUAAUUUAUAGAAUGCUCACAUAAAUGUGCAACAUGUUUGUCUGGACCUGAUAAAUGUUUAACUUGUCCAUUAAAUUCUCUUCGUACACUUGAUUCGAUAAAGGGCUGCUUAUGUUAAGAUAAUUUAUACGAUAAAAAUGACGAGAUAAUCUGUUAAAGUAUUUAUAAUAUUAAUUAGAGAAUGCCAUUUUAAAUGUAAAACCUGUAGUUAUUAUGGUGAAGAGAAAUGUCUUAGUUGUGACUCUCUUACAAAUAGAGAAUUUAAACUUAAUUAAUGUAAAUGUCAACCUCAUUACUUUGAAUAGGAAGUUUAACAAUGCGCAAGUAAUUAUUAGAUUUAAAUUUAGUUUGUAGUUAGUUCUGCUAUGAAUGUAUUAACAAAUUUGACAAUUGUACUUCAUGCUAUGCUGAUAGAUACUUAGAGGGAAGUACAUGUAAAUGUACCACAAAAUUUUUUGGAGGUGCAAUAAGUACAUUUGAUGGUUUUUUCAAAUGUUAAUGUAAUAAGUUAAUUUAAAUCAGAAUGUCAUUUUUCCUGUGGAACUUGUAGGGGUGGUUUAGCUAUAGAUUGCCUUACUUGUAUGGAAUAUGAACAUAGAUACUAAGUUGGAAAUACUUGUAAAUGUAAAAAUGGAUAUUUUGAUGUUGGGUUACCUGUUUGUGAAAGUAUUUAUAAAUUUUAUUGAUAGAAUGCAAUUAUUAAUGUAAAGAAUGUAAAUACUAAGCUGAUAGCUGCAUCUCAUGUCAAGAUAAUACCUUGAGGAAAUUAAAUGUCAAUAAAUGUUAAUGUAUUUAAAAACAUUAUGAUGAUGGAAAAAAUGAAAUUUGCCAAAGUAUGUAUUAAUAAAUAAUUAAUAGUAUGCCAUUAUUCAUGUCUCAGGUGCAAAGAUAUUGAAACUAAAUGUGAAUAUUGUUCUGUUGAAUCUAAUAGAACUUAUAAUGAACAACUUUUUUCUUGUGAUUGUAAUAUUGGAUAUUAUGAUGCUGGAAUUGAAAUCUGUUAAAAGUGUCACUAUUCAUGUCUAAAUUGUAAUUCUGCAGGCUCAAAUUUCUGUGUUUCCUGUGUAGAUUCAAAAACUUCUAACAGAAUAUUCCAUAAUUAUACUUGCAAAUGCUUAUUAGGAUAUUUUGAUGAUGGUUUAUCCGUAAAGUGUUAAGAAUGUGAUAUCUAGUGUUUAAGUUGUAUUGAUUAAUCUCACUUGUGCACAUCAUGUCCCCAAACAAGAUAAAUAGAAAGUAAUUGCAAAUGUGCAGACGGAUAUUACGAUGUUGGUUAAUAACUUUGCUAAAAAUGUAAUUAAUUGUGCCAGACAUGUUAAUUUACUUAGAAUAAUUGUACAUCAUGUUAUACUGAUCAAUUUCGAAGUUAUAACUCAAUUACUAAGCUAUGUGAUUGUUAAAUUGGCUAUAUUGAAAUUAAUGGAGUGUGUUUAUAAUGUGAAUAGAGUUGCUUAAGCUGUUAAGAAUCAAUAGAUAAUUGUAUUUCUUGUAGUAAAUUUCGAUAUUUGAAAAAUAAUAAGUGUAUUUGUAUCAAUGGAAUGUUCGAAUCAAUUGUAAAUAAAUAAUGUGAAUUCUGUGAUAAAAGUUGUCUAACCUGUAGUUUCACUAAGUCCUAUUGCUUAACUUGUUCAAUAGAUAAUUAUAGGAUAUUAACAUCUGGAAAUAUCUGUGAAUGUAUAUAAGGAUAUUUUGAAGAUUCAAUUACGUAGAAUUGUGAAAAAUGUGAGAAACCUUGUUUAACUUGCUCACUAUUAUCUACUUACUGUUUGACUUGUGAUUUCACUCUCCAUUUGUUUUUGGUUAAUAAUUAAUGUAAAUGUUAACAAUCCUAUUAUUUUGAUUCUUUGAAUAACUAAUGUGAAUGUAAGAAUUUAUUUAGAUUUAGAAUGCCAUACUACAUGUCUUGAAUGCUCAAAUAAGAGUGAAUGUAUUUCCUGUGAAUUGAUAACCAGAUAUUUAGAUUUAGACCUAAAGAAGUGUUUAUGUAAUAAUGGAUUUUAUGAAAUAAACUAAUAGAGUUGCUAGAGUAAUUAAUUAUUUGAUUAUUUUAGAAUGCCAUUUUUCUUGUGAGACCUGUGAGAAUAUUAAUACUCAUUGUUUAAGUUGUUUAGAAGCAAAUAAUAGAAUUUUAACAAAUAAUAGAUGCUUGUGUUUAGAUGGUUAUUAUGAAGUUGAAAUUGAAUUAUGUUAGAAAUGCGAUACUAUUUGUAAAACUUGUUAAUUCUCUGGCGAAACUUGUUUAUCUUGCUUUGACAUUUAAUAAUUGAGAAUAUUAUCUGAAAAUAAAUGUUUAUGCUAGCCUGGUUAUUUUGAGUCAAACAAUGAUGAUGUUUGCUAAAGUAAUCAUAUUAAAUGUUAAAUAGAAUGUUCAAAUUAAUGCUUAACUUGUAGAGGAUCGGCUGAUUAUUGUACAACUUGUGAUACAAAUUCAAAACGAAUUGAUUAAUCGAUUAUCCAUAUAUGCCCUUGCAUUAUUGGAUUUUAUCAAGAUCAAAAUUCGAAUUGUUAAAGUAAUAACAUUUUUAUUAUUAGAAUGUCAUAUAAAAUGUUAAACUUGUAUAAAUUAAUUUGACUAGUGUUUAAGUUGUUAAUUUUAAUUGGAUUCAAAUAGAUUAUCUAUUUUUGGAUAGUGUAAUUGCAAAGAAGGAUAUUUUGAUGAUGGAAUAUAAUUACAUUGUUAAAAAUGUCAUUUUAAAUGUAAACUUUGUUUAAAUAAAUCAAAUAAUUGUUAAAUUUGUUCAAAUGUGAAAAGAAUUAGUCCACCAACCUGUAAUUGUAUAGAUGGAUAUUAUGAGGAUGAGUAAUUUAUAUGUUAAGGUAAAAUAUAUUUUUUAAAUAAGCCUGCUCUUCUAAAUGUAAUACAUGUUAAACAUCCCCUUCAAAUUGUUUGAGUUGUAGCCCAGGAAGGAUGGGAAUUGAAUGUAAAUGUGUUGAUGGGUAUUAUGAAACUGGAGCAAUAUUUUGUGAAUGUAUAAAAAAAUUAAAUUUAUUUAGAAUGCGCAUUUAAAUGUGGCACUUGCGUUUUAGAUACUUUGAAUUGUGAAACUUGUAAAGGCAAUAGAAUUUAAGUGCCUAAAUGUAUUUGUUAAAUAGGAUAUUUUGAUGAUUAAAAAAAUGAAGAUUGUCAAUAAUGUGAGAGUACUUGUUUAGAAUGCAAUAUAUAUGGGUGUUUAUCUUGUAAUGCAAAUAGAAUAUUAAAUGAAGAAAAGGACUGUGUCCCUCCACCAAAUUCAAUUUAGUACAAUAAUACUCCUUGGUGUUCAAGUAAAUUAUUUCCAUUAUAGAAAAUAGCUUGUCAAGUUGCAGUUGUUCAAAUUUAUUUAUCUGAUGAUAUUAGUAGGAUUAUUAUUCAUUUUGAUUUUCUUUUGAGUUCAUAAGGAUUUAAUUCAGAGUUAGAACUUAAUAAAUGCUUAUAAUUAUUUGAAUUAAAAUCUGUAUAUAGUUUUGGUUAAAAUCCUGUUUGCUACCUUAAUCCAGAUAACAAUCAAGAAAUAUUGAUAUUAUUAGGUGAAAACUCAAAAAUUAAUGUGGGCGAUGAAAUAAUAUUUAUAAAUAAUUCAGUAUCUCACAUUAACUGCGAAAUAUCUAUAUAAAAGUUUAUAUUUACAAUUUUAUAGAUGCCAAUAAAUCUAAUUCCUCCAAAUAUUGAAUAUAAUGUUCCUACUCAUAAACAUAAUCCAUAUGCAGAAAACUCAAUAAAUUUAAAAUCAAUAAAAAAUAAUGGAUUAAGAAGACUAGAUUCUAUAAUUUGGAGUUGUGAAGUAGAAGGAAACAAAAAUACUUAAACUCUUAAUGAAUUCUUAAACUAUAUUAACUUUUUAUAGGAUUAUAAUUUACUGAUACCUAAAAAUACUCUACCACUUAAGGCAGUACUAAAAUUUAAAAUUACAUAUUAAAAUUUCAUUAGAAUUUCAUCCUUUUCUGAAUUUACAAUAUAAACACAUACAGGAGAACUUCCUUAAAUUUAUUUAGUUAUAAAACCCUCCUAUUAUAUUUAUGAAACAAUUUAAAUUUAGAUUUCUGCUGGUUCUUAAAACGAGUAAAUUUCUGACGAUAAAACCUAAUACUUAAUUUAAUUUCAUGAAGUAGAUAAGUACCCAAAAAAAUCUUUAUCUUCAAAAUUGAAUAUAUCAUCUGAAUUUAAUGCCUUUGAAAAAGUUUAUGGAAAUAUUUCAAAAUACACCUUAAGUCCAAACUCAACAUAUACAUUUUAAGUUAUUGUUAAAAAUUUGGUAACUGAUGAUGUUUAAAAUUAAAAUUUCACAAUAAAUAUUCUUUAUGCUGGAUUAAUCUGUAAAUUUAAUCAUGCAGGAUUUUAAAGUAUCAGAAAAGAUUUUUAUCUCAGAAUAGAAUGCAAAGACUUAGACACAAGAUUUGAAUGGAACAAUGAUCCAGAUUUGAAAAUUUAAGUGUCUUGUAAGGAUCUAACAUUAAAUAGUGUUUGUUAAAAUGAUGUCAAUAAAACUGAUUAUUUCCAAUUUAUCAAAAAGAAUUUCAUUUCUACUUUUACUGUAUAAAAAUGGACAGUUAAUGUAUCAAAAUUUUAAUAAUCAUCUCAAUUUUCAUUAAUUGUCAUAUAUUUUGAAGAGGAUUUUCCUUUUUUAGAGCUGGAAUUUAAUUAAGGUUAUUUAAUGAGAAAGAUUAAUAAUUAUGAAUUGCUGAAUUUUACAUUUGUAAUUCCUGAAUUUUAAAAACAUUAUUUGUUUGAUCUGUCAAUAGCAAUAAUAUAUAAUUAUGAGAUAAUAUAAAUACUUGAGCCGAAAUAUAUUUCUCAUAUCUUUAAAAUAUCUAAUAGUCUUAAAGAAUUGAAUUUUGAUAACAAUCUUAAUAUUAAAUUUAAGGCCUAGUUUUCAAACAAUAUAAUGCCAAGCUUAAACAAGAUUAAUUUAAGUAUUAAUAAGCCUCCUUUUUGUUCAAAAUUAUUUAUUACUCGUUUGAGUGAUUUAGCACUCACUAAUAUUUAAGUAGCCGCUACUUGUGAGCAAUCAAAGGAUUCGCCUUACAAAUAUUAACUUAGAUUGUUUUUAAGAGAAAAUGAUUUAACAGAUUUUUUGUAAGGAGCAUCUGAUUACUCCUUGCUUCUCUAUCCAUUUUAGAAUUUAAAUAAAUUUUCAAUUCAAACACCUACUUCUAUUGAUUCAUCGACAAUUGUAGUUUUAUUAGAAGUGCUUGAUAGUGGAGGAUCAAUAACUGAACUUUUUGAAAAGAUUAUUACAAAAUCUGCUUCAAUAGAUUGUUCUAAAAUAUAAUUUGAAAAAAUGAUUUUUUAAAACAAAAUUACAUUACUUUUUGAAGCAAUGAAUUAAAAAUGUGAUUAAUUGCAUAAAAGAAUUUAUUUUGAUUUGCUUAAUUCAUAGAUUUUUUCAGAUUUGAAUGAUAACAUCCUUAAAUUUUAGGCAAUAAAAUUAUAUUAAUAAUUUUAAAUCUAAACAGAAUCCAGUAAGUCUAAAAUUCGUUUAUUAAAUGAAGAUUCUCAAAAAAUAUGUUAUAAUUUAAAUUCAACUUAUUUAGAUAUUACAUUAGACUCUAUAGAGACAUAUGUUAAUCCAACAAUGAAAAUAGACGAUUUUAAAUAGAGUAUCAAUAAAUUAGAUAAAACUCUUAAAUAUUUUAGUAAAAUGAAAAAAGAAUUGGAAGAGAAAUUAAAUUUGAACUAAUUCACUUGGAAUGAAGAAAUAUUUCAAUAAUAUUAAAACUGUUAAGUUGGUAUCAUGAAUCUAUUAUACCAACUUGAUGAAAUUUAUUUGGAAUUCUCUGCUUUUAAUGCAAAAAAUGAAAUAGUUUAUCAAACUAUUGUAGAAUUGCUGAAAAAUAUUAAUGUGAUUGUAGAUGAAAUAUAGGAUACUAUUUUGGUUAAUUCUAAACCUUUAACUAUAAUAGGAAAUGAGAUUAUUUGGCAGAUUAAAAGAAUAACAAAAUAAUUUUUUAACUAGUAAUUUAAUAUUGAACCAUCAGAGAUAGACUAUUUAAUUGAUUUUGUAUAAGUUGAAUCUACAUAUCUUAAAUCAAAUCCACUAAGAUUUACUAAAGAUUUGGAAAAUUAACUUUAAAUAUAAUUUAAUGACUAAACUUUACAAAUUUAUCAUGAAAAUUAUUACUAAAUUUAAUUAAAAAAUGUUUAUCAUAGUAAAUUUCUUGCUAAUGAAAAUUUUUCUACCAUUUAUAGCAUAUAAUUUGGAUCAUAUAAAUUGUGUACCAAUAUUAAAGAGUUCUCAUAAUAAUUUGAAGUAUAGUGUGUAGUGAGAACAAUCUUUAUGAAUUUUAAUUAAUGUAUUUUGAAAAAAGUUCAGAAUAACGACACCAUUGACUUUUUUUGUUAUUGUUACAAUAUUGGUGAUAUUUUCUUAAUAACCUCAAGCAAGUUCAAUAUGUCAAACUCAAGCAAUUAAUCAAUAGCUAAUCUUGAUUUUAAUUCAUCAAUUGAAGAUUUAUGGGAAUUAAGAAUUUUUACAGGUUCUUUAACAUUAAUUUUUAUAACUAAUUAUAUUUAUCAUUUAUAUAAAGAUGGCAAAGAUUAGACAGAAAUAUCUUAAACAGAAUUAAAUAACAUUAGUCAACAAAAUGUUUUAGAUAAAAAUUUAAUUAUCUAUCAAGGUAAUCAUAAAAUAUUCAAGGAAAAAUUAAAAGUAAUUUUGACAAUUAUUUUUAGGAAAUCCACCAAACUAUUUCAAUAUUUUGUUAUAAAGACAAAAUAAUUCGACUAAGUUUUAGGGUUUUAGAAGUUUUCACUUAGAUAAAUUUAUUAUUAACUUUGGCUAUUUUAGAAUGCUAUUUGAUUAAUAAUUAGAUUCUUUAAAUCAGUUUAUUUAUUGUGGGAAACUCUAUUGUAAUUUUGAUUUUGAGACCACUUUUUAAGAUAAUAGAAUCAAUUUAUAGAUUUAGAAAAAUAGCCGCUUUAAUUAGUCAGUUGCUUCUUAUGCAACUUUUAGUAGUGCCUAACUUUAUUUUAUUUCUUUUGGAAUUAUUCAAGUAUUAUAAUAGAUUUAUUUAGUAUAAAAAUGUAAUCAGAAUCAUAUGAAGUGUUUAUAAUCUUUUUAGGAAAUAUCAUAAUUUCAUAAGCCAUUAUAGAGCCACUUAUAAUUUAUGCCAGAAUUAUAAUUUAUAGGCUGAUAGCAAGGAGUAUAAAGAGCAUGAAUCUCAACCCUAUUCAUCAUUUAUUGCAUUUUUUUGUCAUACAUAGCAGUUUAGAAGAAAUCUUUAAUGAUUUUACAAGAAUGUGA